Messenger RNA from Diorhabda carinulata, 11156 nucleotides. It is a transcript of the gene Ca-beta, whose product is annotated as voltage-dependent L-type calcium channel subunit beta-2. Lineage: Eukaryota; Metazoa; Arthropoda; Insecta; Coleoptera; Chrysomelidae. Gene Ontology annotation, biological process: neuromuscular junction development; calcium ion transmembrane transport; chemical synaptic transmission. Gene Ontology annotation, cellular component: voltage-gated calcium channel complex. Gene Ontology annotation, molecular function: high voltage-gated calcium channel activity; protein binding. The coding region runs from base 1107 to 2642 and encodes 511 amino acids. The record is from RefSeq and is a predicted model, not a curated record. The transcript is spliced from 10 exons.
AUUUCAUUGUAAAGCGCAACACACAUUCGGCCGUUUUAAACAGUAAGGCUACGAUUUCGUUGUUUAUUCACCCAUUUGAACAAAAAUAAUACUUUUGAUGUAGAGCGCGGCACACACAUCACAGUUUUAAACCGGACAGUUUCAAUCUUGUUAAUAAUAAUCAAAUUUAAAUGUGAAGCACAGUACACACGCCACAGUUUUAAGCCGUAAGGCUACGAUUUUGUUGUUUAUUCACACAUUUGAUAAAAAUAAUACUUUUGAUGUAAUGCGUGGCACACACGUGACCGUGACAGUUUCAAUCUUGUUAAUAAAAAUCAAAUUUCAAUGAAAAACCCAGCACACACGCGACCGUUUUGAACCAUACGGCUACGAUCUCAUUAGUAAAUCACUCAUUUGGAAAAAAUUACUUCCAAUAUAAAGCGCAGUACACACGUGACUGUUUUAAAUCGUACAACGAAAUUCUGGGCAUCCUUGUACAAAGGUUUGCCAGUUCUUUCAUACACUCGAUCAAACAACGUCUUCUUUUUCGUUAUUGCGAAUUUUUUUAUCGCCUUAAACAAAUUAAUGAAAGAAAAUUUCUAUUUCUAAAUUUUUGCGCUGAUAUCCAUGUAUUUGCGGCUUUAGUCGUGACGUUGAAUCGACCAUUCGUGUUUUAUUACGACCGUUAAAUUCACUGAUAAAUUUUAUGUAAACAACACGCCGACGUAGCAGUAGCCACUUCGUUAAUUAGGAAAUUAGAAAAUAUAAGUCCGGUCCUCUAUCUAUGAGGUUUUUAAACAACCACACGCCGACGACGGUCCGACUAUGAAGUAUCAGACAUUUGAGCGAGACUGUACUGACAACCUGGCGGCAGUAGUCCGCAUUACGUACAUUUUCUUUCAUAUUCAUUCAGUUUUCCGACAAAUGUCGGUGGUUCGGUUCGAUAAAUCGUAUUUUUUCCCUAUUUUCACGAACUGAAAACUAUCUUAGAUGCCUAACAACAACAGGACCAUUCGGUUGAUUUACUUUUUUGGUUUCAAUACGUGAUACAGGUUGUUUAUUUCGUAGUUUAUCAUUUUUCGUGUUUAUAGUUUUAUUUAUUUAUUGUUUAUGUUUAAUUAGUGCCGAUGUUGCAGUAUAAUAAUUAUAAUAAUCAAGGUUACAAUAAACUAUUCACGCAGGGCUCGGCUGAUUCGAACUAUUCGCAACCGUCGUCAGAUCUUUCGCUCGACGAAGAAAAAGAAACGUUACGUCGAGAAAAAGAACGUCAGGCCCUUAAUCAACUGGAAAAAGCAAGGACAAAACCGGUAGCGUUUGCCGUCAGAACAAAUGUAGCUUAUGAUGGAUCCGUCGAUGAUGAUUCCCCCGUUCAUGGAUACGCCAUUUCUUUCGAAAUCAGAGAUUUCUUGCACAUCAAGGAAAAGUACGAUAACAACUGGUGGAUCGGACGUUUGGUUAAAGAAGGCUGUGACAUCGGUUUCAUCCCCUCCCCCGUCAAAUUGGAGAACUUACGUUUACAACAAGUGCAAACGAGGACAACAAAAUUGUAUUCGAGCAAGACGAGCUCGAGUUCCAACAUCGGCGCCUCAGCCGGUAACGACGUUUCCCGAGGUAGCACUCCUCCCACGCCCGGAGAUGAAUCGGAUUCGAUGGGUAAUGUCAGAACGGGCAAAUCGCUUACCACACCUCCGGCGAAAGAAAAGAAGAAACCUUUCUUUAAAAAACAAGAGGCUACGGCCCCUUACGAUGUUGUUCCUUCCAUGCGACCUGUAGUUUUAGUGGGUCCUUCUUUGAAAGGAUACGAAGUAACUGAUAUGAUGCAAAAAGCCUUAUUCGAUUUUUUAAAGCAUAGAUUCGAAGGAAGAAUUAUAAUAACUAGGGUUAUGGCCGACAUAUCGUUAGCCAAACGUUCUCUCCUAAACAACCCUUCGAAGCGCGCAAUCAUGGAACGUUCGACGACACGAUCGACGUGCCUAUCGGAAGUUCAGGCUGAAAUCGAACGUAUUUUCGAGCUUGCGACUACCUUACAACUAGUGGUGCUGGAUUGUGAUACAAUUAAUCAUCCUUCGCAACUUGCCAAAACUUCUUUAGCCCCCUGUAUCGUCUAUCUUAAAAUAAGUAGUCCUAAGGUUCUGCAACGGCUUAUAAAAUCGAGGGGGAAAAGUCAAGCUAGGCAUUUAAAUGUUCAAAUGGUUGCUUCGGAAAAGUUAGCUCAAUGUCCGCCCGAAAUGUUCGACGUUAUCUUAGAUGAAAAUCAAUUAGAAGAUGCUUGCGAACAUAUAGCGGAAUAUUUAGAGGCUUAUUGGAGAGCUACGCAUCCUGAAAUAAGUAUCCCUAACGUAUCUCGACCUAUAGGUAGUUCUCCGCAGACUUCCCCAACGGUUGAUCAAGAAAGACCAACAUUACCAGCACACCACGAUGUAUAUGGAUACGGUCAUCAUGAGUCUCGAGUUCCAACUUUCCACACAGGCCAUCAAAGAAGCGUCCGAGGAAGAUUAGAAAGAGAACGCGAGUAUGAAGAAUACUCCGAUAGAGAACUUAACACGCACGUAGCGCCUACACACGACGACUACCGAGAACGGAUUCCCACUUCCCGAUCUAGAGAAGAGGAUUCGUUCUCUAGCCACCGAGGCGCGUCGCGAAGGGCGUUGAACGCCAUCUAGUGGAGGCUUACAACGGAACAACCCAUUGAAGAGGAGUUUCAAGACGAGCUAUCGCCGAAAACUGAAUCGUACUACAAACCCCAGAUCCCCAGGGAAUACGCCAGCGACAGCAGGACUCCUAGGGAACGACGAUACGACGAUCUCCUCCUAGACAGACGCCCGGAAGACAAAGAAAGGUAUCCGGAACGAUUCAGGUAUUCGGAAGGACCGAGCAGGAGGUAUCAGGAAGAAAGGAGAACCGCCGUCGUGGAUAGGAGUAAAUUGGAAGGGAGGAAUUAUAGGAAAGAACUUUUGGAAAGGUUUUCUGGGAUGGAAAUUGAAGAUCGUCAAGAAUUUCCUAGUCGUCAUAGGUACUACGAAUGAUAUAGCUGAUCAAACUAAUACGUACAACGUUUCAAAUUUCAAAAAAUAUCUCAAACAAAAAUUAUUUUUUCAUUACAUCCUGUAUAUCUUUGCAAUCAUGUGACUCGUAAAACACAACUUCUAAUUUAUCGAAAUAUUAUUUUCAAUUAAACAUGACAACAUCGCGCUAUUUCAAUUAACGUCGCGUGUCUGACUAAUCUAUUUAAAAUGUUACUUCAUCUUCCCACUAUUUAUAUAAAAAUAUGGCACCGAAUUCAGUUAUUACAAGGUUAGAAAAGAUUUAAAGAUAGAGAUAGAAAUGAAUGAUUUUUCUCAUUAUAAAGUUUAUUUCAAUGAAUUCCAUUUAUAUAUUAGGUAAUUUUUGUUUGAGAUGAACAGGCAUAAUCCACACGUGCCUAAAAUACAUGUACAAACUAUGCAUUGAAUCCAAGAAGACGAAUACAAUAUUUUUUAACAGUACUCAAAUGUAUCAAUCAAUGACGAUGAUAUUAUAUUAAUAAACUUUUUAUUUAUAUCACAAAUAUUUUCAAAAAACUAUUACGAAAUAUUUGAAAAAUUAAUAAACAUUAUUUUAAUUACAAAACUUAACUCUUUAACAUUCCUUCGAUAAUGUAAGUGUAGGAAUACGUCUAACAGUGUUGCCAGAUUUAUUUCACAACUGUCUUUGAAUUAAAAAUAUCUUGUUUUUAAAACAGCAGCGGAUAGACCGGGGUGGCCCGCACAAAAAAUUAUUUUAUCUAAAUGAUGUUUUUCAGUGAAAUUUUAGUUGAAAAUUUGAUUUCUUGAAAAAUUUGUAAGUAAUUUCAACUUCUGUUGUGGGAAAACCAAAAAAAAACAAUUUUUGUUUUUAACGUAUAAUUAAAAAAAAUCCAAUUUUUAUGAAUUUUCCCCCAUCAUAAAAGAAUCUAAAAUUUAUGAAAAGUUUUUCUCACCCAGGUACUCAUUUUUUUUUUAAAUUCAAUUCCUUAAAUAUUUAUUACACAUAUUGAAUCCUUUAAAAAAAACCUUUUAUAAUCCUGUGGUAAUUAUAUUUCAAAAUAAUUCGUUUCAAGGAAAAUCCUUGAACUCUGGCAACACAGAUGUCUGUUGUUUAUAUUCUUUCACGAUGUGUAGUAGACGAAAAUACGUAGACGUACAUAGAGCGCAUGCUCGUUUACAUUUAUUCGUAAAUUGCCGAAUUUAAUUUCUUUAUUAAAACGCAAUAGCUUUUUAAUUAGUCGUAGAAAUUUUGUAAUCGUUUUCUGGUAUUCUCGUUCUUCUUUUACGGAAGAAAAACAAAAACUUGUAGUAUCUUUUUCGACUUACUUCAAUGGGAUGUUCCGUUCAAUGUGAUUGAAACAAAUAUAAACUAAAAAAAAUUGACCAUUUUGGUGCCAUAGCUCAAUUUUUAAUCAAUCUUAUUAAGUAAACUGGAAGAAUAUAUUCAAGCUUUAACUUAGGAUUUUUAAAUUAAUUUUAAGGAAGGAUUAUUUAGAAAAAAAUAUGUAAUAUUAAUGUAUAAUAAUAAUUUUAAAGCUCAGUCGUACUAGAUUCGAUAGUAUAAAUGUAGCAAGCCCCAACGUGGAUUCUAAAAACGUCAUCUGUCAAAAACAAUUAUAUAUUUCGAAUCACUAAUUCGAUUUAAAAUAAGUUUUAUCAAUUUACAUUUUUGUUUAAACACUUUAAAUUGAUCAAAUUAAUCACUUAUAAAUAAUUUUAAUCAAACUAAAUUUAUUUACAUGAUCUAUUUCAAUAAUAACCCAUAUAAAUCACGUACAUUAUAAAUUUACAAAACUUACCUGUUACCAUUUGUCGUUACAACUGUUUCUGCAAGUUUAGUUCUCCUUUUAUUUCAACGAAUAAAUUCACGCUACUCGAUUGUAGGUGGCAUUUACGUAUUAUAAAUUGUUUAAAUGGAUAUAUUGAUAAACUAUUUAUGAAAAUUUAAAAAUAUUCGGUUAUUAUUGUGAUUGAAUAUAAAAAAACGACUAAAUGAUAUUUUUAACUCAAUGUAAGUUAUAAAAACUAAUUUGAAUGCAGUGAUAUCUAUGAUACAGAAGAUGACGAUAAUGCAAGUUGGGUCGAAAUAUAUAACGCAACGAAUGUAUAGCCAGACAGGGUAUUACGUCAUAACGGUUUCAUCGGAAUUACAAAAAAUUUAUAAAAAUUUCGGAUGAUACCUAAUUAGCAUAUAUAUUUUUUUAACGUCCACGCUAUCCAUUCAAUAUAAUAUAAUAAAUCGAUGUUAUUUAGGUAUUUAUAUAUUAUAAUUUGGUUUUUACGUAAAAAAAUUUUUAUUUUUGAUGUUUACUAUUUUGGUGUUCUACGUCUAAGCUACUCGGCAGAAAAAAUAAUAAUAAAGACUAUAUAAUUAGAUAAAUUAAUAUACCUUACUAAGCAAAUGAAAAAAAAACUUGUUAUAUAGGACUUACUAGGGUUGUUUGUAAUAGUUUGAUGAAAAUAACUUUACUGAAGUUAAAUUUUGAGGUUAGGAAACAAGAAAAAGAGACAUUAGGGGUGGUUAAUCAAUUCGAUGUGUAUUUUAGCCGUAGCAAUAACUAAAUUGUUUUAUUUUAAUGGAAAAAGAUAUUUUUUCUUCAAAACUCCAUCCUAAAUUUGUUCUAACAACAGACACGGUUGUCAAACACAAACUAAACUUUCAAAAUGGCUGAUAUUUCAAUUAGAAUGUCUAAAAUAUAUUUCUAGAUAUGUGCUGACAUGUUCCGGCUGGAAUCGGAAACUUAUAAAACAACCCUCGUAUAUAAAAUGUGAACGAAUUGUCCUAUAUUCACGUCUAGUUUGACUGGGCUGUAAAAACCGAGAUAUUAUACCUUAAAGGAAAGUGUACUCUAUAUUGGAGUAGUAAUUCGCUUAAUUUUUGAUAGUAUCAAUACGAGGCGAGUCAAAAUUACUUUUAUUCAAUUUUUCAAAAUGUCACCAUAGCUCGUAUCCUGAAUUAUUUUGGUAUAAAUCUAACCUUGUAUAUAUUUAGUUUUUUAUAAUUUAUUUAAAAAAGUUUUUUAUAAUUUAUUUAAAAAAGUGAAAGUAAUUUUUUCUGGUCCCUUUGUGAUAUUUUUGUCAAGUAUUUGACUGACUCUAGGUUAAAAUUUAGAUGAGGAUUGCACUGCUGAAAAUAAUAAAAAAUACCAAGAAGCGGGGCUCGUCGGACAUACAUCGAAAUUCAAAUGCCACAAUAAUUAAAAGUAUAAAUUCCUCUUGAGCUGAUCUUAUAUAUAACCUCAAAUGUUUACGUCAUAAAUUAAUCAACAAGCUUCCCUAGUAAUCACUUUGGACCUACAGAAGACUUAUUACAUAAUGUAUCAUACCUUGUCCAGAUUCAAAGCACCCCUCGAGUGUUUGACAGUCAUUGAUGAUCACGUGUGCCAUAAAAUUUUCAAUAUUAAUGUCCCGAGUGCAUGUCAAAUUGUCGAUAAUUUAAUUUUCUCGAGUGCGCGAAUGCGCACUAGAGGAAAUUAUGAGACAAUUUGACAUGCUCGAGAGGGCAUUUUGGCAGACUAUUUCCUGAGAAAAAUUUAAUUUAAAAUAAACUUAAUUCUGUGUUUAAAAUUUGUUAUUAUUGUUAUUCAUUUUCAAUAAUUGUUCCUUUUCUUAAAAUAUAAAAUUAAAACCAAAUGAUGUUUAUUAAUCCUAGACGAAAAUUUGGCACUAGUGCAAAUUAUCGAUAAUUUGCACUAGUGCAGUAUUAUCGCUGAAAUUUGAUCGUUGCUAGGUAAACAUAAAAUAUUACAGCUUUUUCGUUGGCUUAAAUUUUUCGAAGGAAAUAGUCAAUAUUAAUGUCCCGAGUGCAUGUCAAAUUGUCGAUAAUUUAAUUUUCUCGAGUGCGCGAAUGCGCACUCGAGGAAAUUAUGAGACAAUUUGACAUGCACGAGAGGGCAUUUUGGCAGACUAUUUCCUGAGAAAAAUUUAAUUUAAAAUAAACUUAAUUCUGUGUUUAAAAUUUGUUAUUACAAUCUAUCAUUAUAAUUUUGCAGGCUUUUUAAAAUGUUGAAAGAAAAAAGAGGAAAACAUAUUACGGUCGAUCGUCUUUUCUUAACUGUAAAUCCAUCAUGGAUGAAAGAAACAUCAAAAGGUUUUUUUAAAAAUUGUCCAGUAGGACGAAAUGAAAUUUCAAAGUGGACAAGAGAUGCAGCGGAAGCUAUAGGAAUUGACACGAAAAGAAUAAAAGUGACAAAUCACUCGAACCGUGCUGCGGCAGUUACUCAGCUUGCCAAGGUUGGGGUUUCAGAAAAUCAAAUUAUGAAGGUUACCGGACACUCAAAUCAGGCCUCGAUAAAGAGUUACCUCCAAGUAAAUAGUGAACACCACGAGGAAAUUGUACAAAAAAUGCGAAAUGACAGUAGCGAAGUAACAAUAAGAAGUGGUGGAAGCAGCAUAGAAACACCAUCGUCGGCCUCCAGUAAAGUUGUAUAUUCUAAUUGGAUUUUCAAUAAUUGUUCCUUUUCUUAAAAUAUAAAAUUAAAACCAAAUGAUGUUUAUUAAUCCUAGACGAAAAUUUGGCACUAGUGCAAAUUAUCGAUAAUUUGCACUAGUGCAGUAUUAUCGCUGAAAUUUGAUCGUUGCUAGGUAAACAUAAAAUAUUACAGCUUUUUCGUUGGCUUAAAUUUUUCGAAGGAAAUAGUCCCUAAAAUUCACCCUACAGAUUAUCUAGUGAAAAAAUAAAUCCCAAAAUGUCCUAAAUUUCGAAUUAAUAUCUUUAUAUUGUUUUAUUUCCCGACAUAUUUUUUUACAGCAUCGCCUAUUGGUGUAUAACAUUGAUUUUUUUAUAAGGAUAUCAUCCAUUUUAUAAAAAAAAUAGUAUUUUCGACAAGCCCUGGCUCUAAUUCUACAAAUUCAUGUCGAUGAAACUUGUUUUUCCAAAAAAAAUUGCUAGUUGAAUUUCGUUAAUAAAUAACUUUGUACAAAUUGUACUUUACCCCAAAAUAAAAUAGUUUAUGUCGUUUCUCAGGAUUCUUUCUAUGAUUUACUUUCAAAAAACAGAUUGUUUCGGUGUAGAAAUUCGAAAUUUGCAUCAAUAGAAUUCUAAAUUUUAGAUUUUCAUUUAUCGAUUUACUGCUUUAAAUCAAUUUCUUUUAAAUACUUUAUAAUUUUAAACUAACGAAUCCUGAGAAACUUAAAAAAAUCCAGCACUUAUUCAUCCUAAAUACAAGAUUUUCUUAAACAAAAUAAAACCCACAUUUUUUUCGGAUUUCCUACACAAUCUUGCAUCACUGUUUCAAAUUAUUUCACGUUACUUUAACUAUAUUUAUAUAGGCAGCAAUAAUUACGUCAUCUGUCAAUAACGAAUUUAUAUAUACAUAUUCAAAAAAGUUUGAUUUAUUUUCGCCUUUAUUUAAACACAAUUUUAAACAUUUUUAUUAAUAAUUUAAAACAAUGAUAAAUGAUGACAAACUGAAUUACAGGUUCCUUUAAUAUCCGUUGAAUUAAUAUGAUUUAACAAUUCGAUGACAGAUGGCGGUUCAAUUUAAUCAAAAUAUUGAUUUUUAAACAAAAUAUUUCAACAAACUGUAAAUUUCAGUUGCUUUCUUGUAUUCAGAUCGAAUGUAGUGAAAAAAAAAACGCUGGAUUAUUGUUUAAAAUUUGUAGAUUAUAUACUGCAUCUGUGCCACGAUCUGGUGGCUGAAUCACCCGACCAAUUUCAACUACAUAAAAAGUAUUUAUAUUAUACAGUUCUGUAAAAAAAAUUGCACUUCGCAUUAGCCGAGUUCAAAGUAACAUUUGACAUUAAACUCGAAUUCUAUUAAAAACUGGAAUUUUCGACCUCAUAUUAUAGGAAAAUUUCAAACAGCGCUGUUUAAAUUCUUGCAACUGACAUUUAUCCACUAGCUCUGGUUCUUCUUCAAUAAGGUGCCGCUAAUGGUUGCCAUUAACACAGCGUUGCCAAAUUUAUCUUCUUUAAAAUUAUAUUAUAAUAUUUAUUUCAAAUAACGAAAUUUUUGAUAAAUUAAAUGAACAACAUUUAUUACCUCAAGGAAGAAGAAAAAAUUACAUACAUACAAAAACGUGCAAUAAUAUUAUUACUUUUAAACGAUACCAAACACACAUUUUUGCUAUUACCAGAUGGCGUAAAACAAUAGAGAAGUUUCUUUUUCCAAAUCAAAAAUUCACACAAUAAUAUAAAAGUAUAUAAUUUUUUUUAUACGAUUAAAAACGAUUAAAAUUAUACUGAAAUCUGUAAAUUAAGUGCGGUCUGGCAACAUGGAUAUCCGAAAAUUAAGUUUCUCGCAAUCUACGCAACAUGGCGUCUAAUAUAAUGGCAUCUAAUAUAAUAAUCAUCACAUAAUAUAACUGAUUAUGGAGAAAAAUAAGAUGGUGGAUUUUAAUAUUAGACACAUAAAGAUAAUUAAAACAAAAUGAAGGAAAAGAAGAUAUUGUAGUUAAACCUUUUGGGCUUAAAUCUCGACCACGAAAUUGGGAAGGUUGUACGAAGGGACGUGAUGUUUACCUCAUUCGGUAAAUCUCGAUCAACUUCGGGAAUAGUGUAAUGGAUGCUUAUUAAUAAAAAAUGAGAGUUUAAUGUUUGAUAUGCAACUAGUAAAUCCUCAUUUAGAAUUUUGAGCUUCGGCGAAUGCGUUAAAAACUUAGAUAUAGUGCCAUAAUUUUUGUUUCUUUAGCCCUAUAUUAAAAUUUAGUAUAAUAAUAAAUAGUAUAAAGCCCGUUUUGCACUGAAGACGUCUCAAAGCUAUCUUAAAUUGAAGUUACAAAGAAAAUGUGUUACGAUUUUUCCGAUUUGGAUGAAAUUUGAGGUGAAAUUAAUUGAUUCGAAAAUAAAAAUGGUGCAAAAAGGUUUUCCAAAGCCGAUGACAUUAUGGAAUAUAAUGAGUAAUACGGAAUGAAAACAAAGAAUUUUACUACAUGAUUUCAUUAUUUGGCUGAAAAGUAUAGAGAAAGUAAUUAAAAAAAAGGAUAUUUUCAAGUUUUUUUCAAAAGUUAUCGAUUUAGUUCAUAAUCUUUUAACUUUAACUUUAUAAUUUAGAAACAGGGCCAUCUAUAUACUGGAGGUGGGACUAAGAGUUUUAGUGUGUAAAAGCGAGUGAUGAGGAGGUUGUGGACGUUGCUGUUUCCGUUUCUCAGUUUAAAUCUUGUUAAUAAUUAAGAAAAGUAUACAGAAAGUAAUUAAAAAAGUAUAUUUUCAAUGUUUUUUCAUAUUUUCAUAAAAAGUUAUUGAGUUGGUUAAUAAUUUUUCAAAUUAUUAAAACGUUAUAAUUGAGAGACGACGCCAUCUAUAUAUUGGAGAUGGCACUAAUUAAGAAUUUGCGUGUCUAAAAGCGAGUUAGGAGGGGAUUGUGGACGUUCCCGUUUUUCAGUUUAAUUCUUGUUAACUAAUUAAAAAUAUAUAUUUUUCUAACUUGUAAUAUUUUAUAACGUUAUCGGCAAAUACAUUUUAAAAGAAGAUAUUUAUUAUUAUUAAAAAAUAUUUCCGAAACGCUGUUAAUACAUAAUGGAGUCUAUUGAACAUUUCAAAAAAUAAAUAUAUUAAGUAAUUAUUGAUAUUUGAAUAUAGCUAAACUUUGAUAUGAUGUAAAUAUAGUUGAUAAACAAAUUUAUACUAUUUUAUUUUUUUUUGUAUUUAAUUUCGUUGGGAAUUCGACCCAAUUUGUAAAAUAUUAUUUAACUUAUUUUUUUUUCUAAAUAUUGUUAUUAGAUUAAAACCAAACGAGUAUUUUUCCAAAAAAAAACAAACAUUCUUGACCUAUUAAAUCAAAUAUAUAAAAUCUACAGGGUGUUUUUCGAUUCAUGCGAUAAAAGCACCCUGUAUAUAAUUAUUGCGUAUAAUGGUCAGUGACUUGAAAACAAAAUAUAAUUAUUUUUGUUUUUUAAUUAUUAUUAUAGAAUUACUCAUAUACUUUAAUUUCUAGUCCAUCCUGUAUAAAUUUAUGACAUAAAUUUUUUCAUAUUUUGAAAGUGGAAUUAAUUCAUACGAUAUAAAUUGCAACAAAAAAUACUCGAAAUUUUUAUUUUAUGAAUGUAUUCACCAAAUACGAAAUAUAUUUUUUUAUUUUAAUUUAUACAAUUAAUUUCACUAUAAAUGCAUUGCUGUUUUAUGAUUUGUCAUUUGUACGUUCAAAUAUUGUGAAAGCGAGAAAGUAAGAAAGGAAGCGGCACUAUUGACGUGCAUUUUUCUAAAUAAAAUAAUUCUACAAAUGCCAAAAA